Messenger RNA from Wallemia mellicola CBS 633.66, 3180 nucleotides. RefSeq names its product UCH-domain-containing protein. Gene Ontology annotation, molecular function: cysteine-type deubiquitinase activity. Gene Ontology annotation, biological process: protein deubiquitination. NCBI's taxonomy places the organism in Eukaryota, Fungi, Basidiomycota, Wallemiomycetes, Wallemiales, Wallemiaceae. The record is from RefSeq and is a predicted model, not a curated record. Bases 1 to 3180 code for a protein of 1059 amino acids. The transcript has 3 exons.
AUGCUGUCAAAUAAGCGUAGCUUUAGAGAAUUAGAAGGAAAUCAAGAUAACCUUACACCGAAUAAGCGUAAUCCUUCAGAAGAGCGUGAAGCUUUAGGCGAUAUCGAAUUUGAUAAUAGACCAUCUACGCCUUCAAUUCAUAAUAACGUUGAAGAUUUAUCCAUCUCUGAAGAUAUACAAAAGUGUUUAGAUAUCAUCAAGAAAGGUUUAUCAGAACCUUUAGUUUAUGGACAAACUUGGUACAUUAUUCCAAAAGAUUGGAUCAUUAAUUUAGAAAGUAAAGCAUCAGAGAAUGAAUCUAUUCAAGUUGAUAAAAUAAAUACUUAUAGCUUAACUAAUGGUAAAGAUCUUCUUCCAAAUUUGUCAAUUGGUGAUCAAAUUGAGAUCAUUCCAGAGGAUGUUAAUAUCAAGUUAAAUGAUUGGUUCGGUUAUCAAGGACCUCAAAUUAAAAGAAUCGUUGUAAAAACAUCAGACAUUCCAAAUACUGAAAGAGUUGAAUUAUAUCCACCUACUUUCAGAUUAUUGGCUUUAACUUCACAGAAACCUACUACUUCACCUGUCUCUGAACAAGAGACAACGUUCGAUUUAUCAAUUGAUGCUCCUUUAUCAAUGUUACUGGGUAUGUCAAUAGCAACGUUAUAUCCUGAUUCACUUGUUGAUUCUUCAAAUGUUUCACAAAGGGCACGUUUAUGGCGUAUACCGGAUACAACCAACUCUCCUUUGAAAAUCGAUACUCUUUAUUAUUUACCAAAUACACAAAGAGACUUAAUUGAUACUUCAAAUGGUAGUUUAAAAAUUUAUGAAGCUAUGCUUGAAGAUGGUGGUACAUUUUGCUUAGAAGUCUUAGAUAAAUUUGGUAAUUGGCCGUAUAAUGACUAUGAGCAAAGCGUUUUAGAUCAACCAUUUGGUAAAUCGGGAUUUUUAGAUAGGCUUGAGUCGAAGCAAUCUAGCAAUACGAAAAUGAUGACCCGUUCACAAUCUUCACAAAAAGUUAAAACUAAAGGCUUGGUUGGUUUACAAAAUUUAGGAAAUACUUGCUUUAUGAAUUCUGCAUUACAGUGUUUGAGUAAUACAUCUGAACUCUCAGUUUAUUUCCUUAGUGGAUUAUAUUCAAAAGAGUUGAAUCCGGAUAACCCAUUAGGUAUGUCUGGACAAGUUGCUGAAUCAUUUGGUCAAUUAGUUAAUAAGCUUUGGUAUGGAUCGAGUAAUUCAGUUGCACCACGUGAAUUUAAAUACACUUUAUCAAAAUUCGCCCCUUCUUUUGCAGGUUAUGGUCAACAAGAUACACAAGAAUUCCUUGCAUUCCUUUUAGAUGGUUUACAUGAGGAUUUGAAUAGAAUUAAAUCAAAACCAUACACAGAAAUACCAGAUUGGGAGGGUGGAACAGAUGCUGAUGUCGCAAAAUUAGCGAAAACUUGUUGGGAUUUAUAUAAACAAAGGAAUGAUUCGAUCAUUGUUGACUUAUUUCAAGGUCAAUUCAAAUCAACCGUUAAUUGUCCAGAAUGUGAUAGAGUUUCAAUAACGUUUGAUCCAUUCAUGUACUUAACUUUACCAUUACCAAUUCAAUCAAAAUGGAAUGGUAGUGUUUAUUAUAUUCCAUAUGAUUAUAAUAAGAAGAGGUUGAGGAUUGAUCUAGAGUUACCUUCAAAUGCCUCGUUCAAGUUAAUGAAAAAUAAAAUUUCACAAAUUGUUGAUACAAACUCUAAUAAUCUUUGGGUUGCAGAGGAAUAUAAGGGAAAUUUAUUCAAAUCAUUUUUAGAUGAUGAAUUAGUUUCUGAGAUGCAGUCAGGGGAUUUAUGCUUUGUAUAUGAGUUACCAAUUCAUAUACCACAAGACAGACAUGAAAAGAUUGAUAGAGUAUUUGAGACUAAUUGGGUUAUGUUUCCAGUUUAUUCAUCUACCUUUAAAGAAUCUAGUUCAUUAAGUGGUGAAGUUUUUGGUAAACCAAUGUUGAUAGCAUUACUCAGAUCUGAUGCCCAAAAUUAUCAGAAGGUUUAUCAAGCAAUUAUUGAAAAAUAUUUACAUUUUACAAAGAAUGAUGAAGCACUUAAAAAGAUCAACAUACACUCGAAGGAUAUUACUUUAAGACAUCUUGAAGCUCCAAGCAAUUCAUAUUAUAGUUAUAGAACAUCAGACGUAAAUACUGGUAGAAGUAACAACAUUGAACGUAACAGUAAGACAGAUCUGAAAUUUAGAGCUAGUAUUGUUGAAAACAUACUCAAAUCGACAUUACUAAAGAAAAACGAAAAAAAUCCUGUUGAGCAUAUUGAAGAUGUUAAUAAAAUUGAUGAUCAAGGUGAUUUAGAAAUGAAGCAAGAUAAUUCAUUACAAGAUCAAUCAAUCGAAAGUUUAUACGAAAACUUGGAGACUGAACGUCAAAAAUCCUUAUCUUUAAUAAAAUUUGGAGAAGCUCUAGUAGUUGAAUGGAAGAAUGAUUUAGCAGAAGAAGUCUUUGGAGAUGAUUUAUCAUCAACAGGGUUAUGGGAACAAUUCGACGUAAUUGAAGAUCCACAAUAUGUUCAAUCAAAGCAAACAAGUAAAAGCCCAAAGAAAGGUAUAACAAUUGAAGAUUGUCUGGAUGAAUUCACAAAAGAGGAGAAAUUAGGUGAAGAAGAUCUUUGGUACUGUUCAAAAUGUCAAAAACACCAACAAGCAACGAAAAAAUUCGAUUUAUGGAAAGUACCUGAUGUUCUGGUCGUACAUCUUAAGAGGUUUGCGAGCUCCAGAUAUAACAGAGAUAAAUUGGAUCAAUUCGUUGAUUUCCCAAUUGAAGAGCUUAAUAUUGAUGAUAGAGUUGGUGAAAAACAAGUUGCAAAUUCAAUAAAGUUAAACGGCGGUAAUCCUGUCGAAGUUGGUAUUGAAAAUAGUGAAGAAGAUGCUAUAUAUGAUCUAUACGCAAUUGAUAAUCAUUAUGGUGGUCUUGGUGGUGGUCAUUAUACAUCUUAUGCACGUAAUAAUGAAUCAGGAGAGUUUUAUCAUUUUGAUGAUUCAUAUGUCUCGAAAGUUAAUGAAGAAAACGUAAAAACUAAAGCGGCCUAUUUAUUAUUCUAUAGAAAGCGUACAACUAGGAGCAUAGGUGGUAAAGCAAGAAUAGAUGCUGAAGAACAAUUAAAAAUUGAUGAUGCUACGUCAUCCACUAUGACAGCUGAUCAAGUAGUUUCCGAAAAUGAAUCAUUAUAA